GGAAACGGUUCAUGGUGACAGAUAGGUUUAUUUCUAGUGUUUUUACAAAAAAAAAAGUGUCUCUCAGUCUCGUUUUAAACCAAAAUUUGUGCUUUUCACUAAGUUUCUAACGAGAUUAAACGAAAAUAAAUAUUUUAACAAUUAAUUAAAAAUCAUGAGCCACGACGCAAUGGGUGAACAACCAAUUUUCACAUGCCAAGCACAUGUCUUUCACAUCGACCCGAAAACGAAACGCACAUGGAUCACAGCUAGUACAAAAGCAGUUUCCGUCAGCUUUUUCUAUGAUUCGUCGAGAAAUUUGUAUCGCAUAAUCAGUGUGGAAGGUAGCAAAGCCGUCAUCAAUUCGACCAUAACGCCGCUGAUGAGCUUCACCCAAACAUCACAGAAAUUCGGUCAGUGGAGUGAUGUUCGAGCCAAUACAGUGUACGGCUUGGGCUUUUCGUCGGAGGCGGAAUUGACAAAAUUUGUGGAAAAGUUUCAAGAAGUCAAGGAAGCUACAAAGAGUGCACUGGCGAAAACAGCAAAUGGCAGUUCAGCUGCCACACCUAUCACCUCAGCGAACACCUCUCCAGUUACAGGAAGAAACUCAGUUUUCCAAAACGAUAACGCCGUCACAAACGAAGUGAAUGUCGAACCGCCACAGUUAAUGUCAGCAGCAAAUCUUCAAAAUGCCAAUCCCGACAGUCCAUCACACAAAAUAAUCACGAAUGCAAACAACUUAGAAAAACUACCCAAUCUGAAUAACUCAUCCACUGAGUCAGGACCACAAAGUGAGCAACAAUUAAAAUACGAAAACGAACGACUAAAGAUGGCAUUAGCUCAAAGUUGCACCAAUGCGAAAAAGUGGGAAAUUGAACUCGCAACAUUGAAGAGCAACAACAUUCGUCUGACCAGCGCACUCCAAGAAUCGACGGCAAAUGUCGACGAAUGGAAGCGACAACUUCACACCUACAAAGAAGAGAAUUUAAGAUUGAAGCUUGCCAUGGAUGCGAUGAAACCGGCCGGAAAUGCAUCGACUGGACCGAAUUCAUCGGAAAAUAGUGACGAAAUGCGCCGGGAGAUUAUUUUCCUAAAAAAUCGGGUUCAAGUCUUGGAAAAAGAUUUAAUGAAUGCCGAUGUUGAGCUGAAGGCAUCGAAUUUGAGCUUAAAGGAGAAGAACAAUGAUCAAGUGAUGAAACAAUUGGGUGAGAUGAAUAGUGAGUUCUCGAAGCGGCUGCUUGAAUUGAACAAUUUGCAGAAGGAAAUGGAAAAAUUGAUAGUUCAGCGGAGCACUUGAAAUUUAGAAAUUGGGAAACAUGACAAGCUAUCGCUCAGCUCAAUACCAGAUAAUUUAUUGAAUCAAAAAGGCAUGGUCGAUAACAUUCAGUCCGAUGGUGGCGUUGACGCUGUAAAUAGGAGAGAAAAUUUUUCACGUGCCAAUUCGAUUAAAAGCGCAACGGGUUGUGUGAAAAGCGACGAUGGAUUAAGUGUUGGAUCGAAUGCCACAAUUGGUGGCACAAAAACAGCAACAAUUCUGGUGUCGAAAACAAAAACAAAAACAGGACUUCCAUUGUUAUUGAAAAACUCAAUCAAUUAGGCUAAAAAUCAUUCGCUCUUUUCUGUAAUAGCUUUAGUGUCCCAUUCCCAUUUUAGUGAUCCCGUUCCACACCCAACCCAAAAUCCCAAAAUGAAUGACAAGGAUGAUUUCAGAUGUCUAAUCCAUUUUAGAAAAUAAUUUUUCAUUUUCCGGUUUAGUUUUUUCGCUUUGCCAAAAAUGCAAUAUUUUAGUGCUAAGAAUUAGUGUGUGUUAUAGUCUUGUCGUUUAGAUUUUUUGAUACCUUUUUGUAAUUAUUUUAUUUUGUUAAACAAUGGAGAAAAAAAUGCUUAAAUUUUAUAGACGAACGAUAGGACGAUUAAAGUCGAUAUCGAACUGAAAAAGAUACUUAA
This is a messenger RNA of Bradysia coprophila, 1926 nucleotides long. RefSeq names its product homer protein (gene homer). Gene Ontology annotation, molecular function: G protein-coupled glutamate receptor binding. NCBI's taxonomy places the organism in Eukaryota, Metazoa, Arthropoda, Insecta, Diptera, Sciaridae. The record is from RefSeq and is a predicted model, not a curated record. Gene Ontology annotation, biological process: G protein-coupled glutamate receptor signaling pathway.